AUGUCCGAACCAACCCAGGUCGUCACGAGGGCCUCAGCUGCAGUGCUGGACGCACUCAACAAUCCCCGUUUGAGCCUGCUCAAAAACAUUCUUCUGGUGGUGUUCCUGCACCAGGCUGCCCGCCAAGCGUACCGGCUGGUCUUUGUCCGCGGUGUCUCGGCCUCGUGGCAGCAGUUUUCCAAGGAACUCAUAAAGUGGUCGAUCAAGAUCAUCCGAGCCACUGUCCCGGGCGUGGAUGCAAAGAUCAAGAAGGAAAUCGAGAAGGCUGUCAAGUCAAUCGAGAGCAAGAAUGCACCCGACGUCCCUGGUGAGGUCAAGUACCUCACACUUCCGACCGAGGGCUUGACUGACGGGGUGCUCCGAGGCGAACUCAGGCGCUACAAGGGCCUGGAAAGCGAUGAGUGGAAGUCCGGCAAGAUAUCCGGCGCCAUCUACCACUCGGUCGAGUCGCUCAAUCAGCUCACAACCGAAACGUACGGGAUGUUUGGGCUGGCCAACCCCCUUCACCCGGAAGUCUUCCCAAGCGUCCGCAAGAUGGAGGCCGAGGUCAUUGCCAUGGUCCUGAACAUGCACCAUGCUCCGGCCGAGGCAUGCGGAAGCGUGACCUCUGGCGGCACCGAGAGUCUUCUCAUGGCCGUCAAGACCUACCGUGACAUGGCCCGGGAGCUGCGCGGAGUUACAGAGCCCGAAAUGGUCGUUCCUGUGACAAUCCACGUCGCUUUCGACAAGGCUGCCCAAUACUUUGGUGUCAGGAUCAUCCACAUCCCAGUCGACCCAGUCACCUUCCAAGUCGAUGUUCGCAAGAUGGAUCGUGCCAUCAACCGAAACACCAUCAUG
This is a messenger RNA of Polychytrium aggregatum, 837 nucleotides long. Its product is annotated as pyridoxal phosphate-dependent transferase. NCBI's taxonomy places the organism in Eukaryota, Fungi, Chytridiomycota, Chytridiomycetes, Polychytriales. The transcript is spliced from 5 exons. Gene Ontology annotation, molecular function: sphinganine-1-phosphate aldolase activity. Gene Ontology annotation, biological process: sphingolipid catabolic process. The annotation marks the transcript as partial. The record is from RefSeq and is a predicted model, not a curated record. Gene Ontology annotation, cellular component: endoplasmic reticulum.